AUGACUGAAGCCGUUGUAACACCGUGGUCUGUCGAGGGUGACGUAAAUUAUGAUAAACUAAUAAAAGACUUUGGAAGUCACGCCAUCGAUGAGGCAUUGCUGGAACGGAUUGAACGGGUUCUGGGGAAGAAACCGCAUCAUUUCCUCCGUCGAGGAAUUUUCUUUUCCCAUAGGGAUUUGAACCUUCUAUUGGACGUGUACGAGUCCGGUCAACCUUUUUAUCUCUACACUGGCAGAGGUCCAAGCAGCGAGUCCAUGCAUAUGGGUCAUUUGAUUCCUUUCAUGUUUACUAAGUGGCUUCAGGACUCCUUUAGGGUACCCCUCGUGAUACAAAUGACAGAUGAUGAGAAGUUUUAUUUCCGUAAUAUCCCAAUGGAACAAGUCGAGGCCAUGACAACAGAAAAUAUAAAAGAUAUUAUCGCUAUGGGGUUCGACCCCGAGUUAACUUUCAUUUUCCGUGACUUUGAUUAUAUGGGAUGCAUGUACCGUACCGUUGCCAAGAUUGAGAGGGCCUUCACUGCGAGUCAAGUACGUGGUUGCUUUGGUUUUGCAAUGGAAGACAACUGUGGCCGCUGGAUGUUUCCUGCUAUACAGGCUGCACCAUCUUUCUCAGCAGCUUUUCCUCAUAUCUUUCCACCAUCGAUGGGAAAUGUGUUUUGUCUCAUUCCACAGGCCAUUGAUCAGGAUCCAUAUUUCCGCCUGACACGUGACAUCGCCCCACGUCUCGGUUAUUUAAAGCCGGCGGUGAUUCAUUCCAAGUUCUUCCCCGGAUUAAGUGGCCCAAAAGGAAAGAUGAGUUCAUCUUCCGGUACUGCAGUGCUGUUGACGGAUACAGAAAAGAUGGUGAAGGAUAAAAUUAACAAACAUGCCUUUAGCGGCGGUGGGGCAACCAAGCAAGAGCACUUUCUUCUUGGCGCCAACGUGGAGGUGGAUGUUCCUAUACAGUGGCUGUCUUUUUUUCUUGAAGAUGAUGAAGAGCUCGCGCGAGUGAAGAAGGAGUAUAUGUUAGGUCGUAUCAUGACAGGAGAGGUGAAGAAGUUAUUAAUUAACACAAUAACGGCCAUCACGAAAACUCAUCAGGAGAAACGGAAAUUGGUGACAGACGAGGACGUACAGCUCUUCACAAGCACUCGCAUAAUGGGUCCGGCUAAGAAGGCGGCAACCCAGUGA
Molecule: messenger RNA, 1170 nt
Organism: Trypanosoma brucei brucei TREU927
Lineage: Eukaryota; Euglenozoa; Kinetoplastea; Trypanosomatida; Trypanosomatidae
Product: tryptophanyl-tRNA synthetase, putative
Exons: 1
Coding region: 1-1170 (389 amino acids)
Biological process (GO): tryptophanyl-tRNA aminoacylation
Cellular component (GO): cytoplasm
Molecular function (GO): tryptophan-tRNA ligase activity; ATP binding
Source: RefSeq, a predicted model, not a curated record